Molecule: messenger RNA, 753 nt
Organism: Ixodes scapularis (black-legged tick)
Lineage: Eukaryota; Metazoa; Arthropoda; Arachnida; Ixodida; Ixodidae
Exons: 1
Coding region: 1-753 (250 amino acids)
Source: RefSeq, a predicted model, not a curated record
AUGGAAACUGCGAAGAACGAUUCGAACUUGCUAAUGAAACAAGGAAAAUGUCAAGUGGCGUCCGAAGCUAUCAACGUGGUCAAAGAAGCUUCAUCGAAGAGCAUCACUUGCUAUCGUUGUGGAGGGCCUCAUUAUGCGUCUGUGUGGAAGCACUCGAAAACAAAGUGCAACGCAUGCCACAAGACGGGACACCUUGCCAGUGUGUGCAAAUCAAGAAAGCAGCAAGGCCAAUCCAACAAUUCCGGACAGAAGAAAAACGCUCACAAGCGUUCUGUCUAUGCUGUUGACAAUUCCGAACAGUCGUCCACGAGUCAGCCACCCGUGACGUACAACAUGUGGUCACUGAAAUCCUCCAUAUCAUCACCUCCAUAUGUUACUACUUUGGAAGUGGCGGGGAAACCACUUCGGCUAGAAGUGGACACCGGAGCCAGCGUCUCCAUCAUCGGACAAAGAACUUUGGUAGAAGAAUUUCCAGAGCUUCAAUGUGAACCUUUGGAUGUCAUCCUAAGAAGCUAUCGCGGUGACCUUUCUAAGGUUCAAGGAAAGGUUGUCGUACCAGUUCGAUUUCUAGACAAAGAAGCAACGCUUCCUUUGUAUGUCGCACGUGAUCAGACUCCUACACUCCUUGGAAGAGGUUGGAUCAACGCCGUUGGAAUAAGUUUGGCCGAUGUGAAAGAAGUUACCACUGCAUCCAGCAUGGAAGCAGUUCUGAAAAAUCACAAAGAAGUUUUUCCGACGGACUACGUACGCUGA